UCUUACUUUUAUAAUACCAUCAUUCAAAAUGUUAUCUCUCCGAUCCUCACGUCUUCUCCUUCAAUCAACUCGAACACUCUCACAAUCCUUACCUCGAUCAAGUAGGAACUACACCAUUCGUUCAGCUACACAUAACCAAUCGAGAGCGUGGAAAACCGCCAUCUUGCUCUCUGGAGGUAUUGGAGUAGCUUCGAUCUUAAGUAUAGAGAAGACUAAGAAUGAAGAGGAGAGAAAGGUCAGAACGAGUGUUUUAGAUGAAGAUAGUUUGAAGAGACCUAUACAUAAGACAAGCGAAGAUAAAUUACCUGCGGAGGAAAUGGUCGCUUCUAAAGAAACUCAAGCGUCGAGUGAAGGUGCUUUCAACGAAGAAACCGGUGAAAUCAAUUGGGAUUGUCCUUGCCUCGGAGGUAUGGCUCAUGGUCCUUGUGGAGAACAAUUCAGAAACGCUUUUUCAUGUUUUGUAUUUUCAGAAGCAGAACCUAAAGGAAUGGAUUGUGUGGAAUUAUUUAAAGCUAUGCAAGAUUGUUUUAGAGAACAUCCUGAUAUUUAUGGAGAAGAAAUCGACGAUGAAUCCGAAAUAUCGGGAACUCCAGCUCCUGAAGGGACAGAAGGAAUCCCUAAACCUCCCAAUACCGAUCCUCCUGUCAAUUCACCAGUGUUAGGUGUGACACCUGAUAAAACGCCUUCAAAAGGCGAGGAAAAGCUUAAACCAUCCGGCAAACAAGUCACCAGCUCUUCCACUACCAACAAAGCCAAAACGGGCUGAUUAUAAAUACACCAAUACACCUGAAGAUCAAUUAGAUCCAAUGUCCAAUAACAAAUGGACUACUAUGCAAAGUCAUAAACAAACAAUUAUGCAUCACUCAUAUCA
Molecule: messenger RNA, 871 nt
Organism: Tremella mesenterica DSM 1558
Lineage: Eukaryota; Fungi; Basidiomycota; Tremellomycetes; Tremellales; Tremellaceae
Exons: 5
Coding region: 29-766 (245 amino acids)
Biological process (GO): protein import into mitochondrial intermembrane space
Cellular component (GO): mitochondrial intermembrane space
Molecular function (GO): protein-disulfide reductase activity
Source: RefSeq, a predicted model, not a curated record